AUGCGUCGAGGUGGUGAGAUCACAGGCUUUGAUCAAGUUGCCAGGCCGUACCUCCUUCGAUACACUGGAGCCAAGGAACUCAACAGCAGUGAAGAACUUACCGACGCUCUCCAAAACGUCAUCCUACAGCAUGCAGAUAUCCGCACCUUCGUCCGACAUUAUGAGGUGAAUGUCGAUGUUGACGUUCAGGGCAUUAUCCGCAAGACGGGUUCUCAAACGCAGUUUGUGCGGUUUGCGUGCUCGUUGAGUGCUUCGAUUGACCCGAAUCAACCGUAUAAGCUCUCUUCCAAAGAAUCCAAGUCUCUCAAUGAGCUCCCUGUGGUUCGUGCAUGA
Aspergillus chevalieri is the source of this 333-nucleotide messenger RNA. RefSeq lists its product as uncharacterized. Bases 1 to 333 code for a protein of 110 amino acids. NCBI's taxonomy places the organism in Eukaryota, Fungi, Ascomycota, Eurotiomycetes, Eurotiales, Aspergillaceae. The record is from RefSeq and is a predicted model, not a curated record. The transcript is spliced from 2 exons.